AUGAACGAAGAUGAAUGGACAGAGAUGUGUAAAAGUCUCAUCGCUGCUGCUCUGACUGAUGGAGAGACAGAUUUUGUAGUUGACCUUUUCAUGCCACUCAUGGAAUACGAUCUCUUCUGUGAAGUCAUGUGUACUGAACUGAUGACACUAUGCUCAGCUUUCGUGAUGGAUGGGCCUAAUGGUAUUGGCAAUAUUCCAUCCUUUCUUGGAGCCAUACUCUGUGCGAACUGGCCACGCCAAAUAUCAAAAGCUAUAGAUACGAUAAAUCCUAUCUUAUAUACUGUUGUCUCCGUUAUCAAAGGCUGGCUUUUGGUGCUGGAAGAAGACAACGAGGUUUGUUAGUU
Strongylus vulgaris is the source of this 344-nucleotide messenger RNA. The record is from the annotation of a GenBank genome assembly. NCBI's taxonomy places the organism in Eukaryota, Metazoa, Nematoda, Chromadorea, Rhabditida, Strongylidae.